AUUGCGGCAAAGGACGGUCAGUGUGUGUGCGACAGAUUUCCCAAAUGUGGCGUCAUCCCUUUUUGAAGCUCCAGAAGCUUCUAUUAAUAUAAAAAAAGAUAGCACCGACAUACCUUCAGAGAGAGAGAGAGAGAGGGAGAGAGAGAGAGAGACGGAGAGAGAGGGAGCAUGAGAGAGCGAGAGAGAGAGGGUGAGAGAGUGAGGGAGAGGGCGAGCGAGGCAUAGAGGGAGAGAGCGAGAGAGCGAGAGAGCGGAGUACCGAAUGUGAGCUGAGGUCUGUAUCCCCUGCCGGUCAUACCGGACAGUGAAACUCGUGUUGCUCUCAGUGCCGCAGCAGCAGCAGCAGCGCGCGACUACACGCUCCUCGGUCGCCGUACGUUCACGCUGACCGAAAACUUCGGGGAUUUCACUAUAUUGUUUUUUAUCCGCCCUUAUAAAAAACGAGGAUACACGUUUGGCUACGGACGAGGAUCAGACUCGAAUUUACCAUGCCGGAGGAAAAAGUGUUACAGCAGCAGGCUGUCCACAGCCCUCUGGAGCAGCCAAAGCCCAAGCAAGGAGCCCAAGGUGGAGCAGGAGGAGGGGGAGGUGCAGGCGGAGGUCGCACGGGAGGAGGCCCCAUCCCCUGUCAGAACUGUGGCAAGCCGUGCAAGGGCGAGGUGCUGCGCGUGCAGAACAAACACUUCCACAUCAAGUGCUUCGUCUGUAAAGUGUGUGGCUCAGACCUGGCCCUCGGUGGCUUCUUCGUGCGUCAGGGCGACUACAUCUGCACCCUGGACUACCAGCGGCUGUACGGCACGCGCUGCUUCAGCUGCCAGGAGUUCAUCGAGGGGGAGGUGGUGUCCGCACUGGGCAAGACCUACCACCCUCGCUGCUUCGUCUGCGCCACCUGCAAACAGCCCUUCCCAGCUGGAGACAGAGUGACGUUCAACGGCAAGGAGUGUAUCUGCCAGCAGUGUACCCAGCCUCUGGCCCCCAACAGCCCUGCACCCAUCCAGGCUGUCCACAACUGCUGUGGCUGUGGGAAGGACUUUAAGAACGAGCAGUCCCUGGUGGCGCUGGACAAACACUGGCACCUGGGCUGCUUCAAGUGCAAGGUGUGCAGCAAGGUGCUCAAUGCAGAGUACAUCAGCAAGGAUGGGAUCCCGUACUGCGAGCAGGACUACCACGCCAUGUAUGGCAUCCAGUGCGAGAACUGCAAGAAGUUCAUCACCGGCAAAGUCCUGGAGGCCGGAGAGAAGCACUACCAUCCCACGUGCGCACGCUGUGCACGUUGUGAGCAGAUGUUUGGCGAAGGAGAGGAAAUGUACCUGCAAGGAUCUUCCAUCUGGCAUCCUCCUUGCAGACAAGCCGCCAGGCAGGAGGAGAAGAGCAAGUUAACCCCGUCUAGUCCUCAGAAGCAGGUGCGGAUACAGCUCACUGAGCCACAGGUGACCAGGACUUCUUCUGAGAGCAUCACCUCUGUCCAGGCCUCCAGUGCCUCCGGCUCACCCAGCAGGAUCAUCUAUGCUAAACUGGGAGAUGAGACCCUGGACUAUAAGGACCUGGCCGCCCUUCCGAAGGUCAAGGCCAUCUACAACAUCGACCGGCCCGACAUGCUAUCCUACUCCCCCUACGUCAGCUUCCCCUCAGAGGAGAGGGCCUACAGCGAGUCCUCAUUGCCACUCACCCCUGCUUCCGUGGAGGGGGAGGGGUCCCCGCGGCAGCGGAGACCCUCCAGCCCCGGCUCCAACAGCUCUCUGGGGGGCUACGGCCGCAACACCCCCACCCGCUCCCCCCAGAACUACAGCCGCACAGGUCCUGAGGCUAACGUCAGCGCUAGGUACAGCGGGCAGGCCUAUGAUUCCAACUCCCUGCCCCUGCCCCCCACUCUCAAGUACCCCUCCUCCACCAUGGCCGGCGGCCCGUCCCCCAUCCCCGGGUACAGCAUGGGUGGUGGCGGGGCGGCCAACAGUAGAUGCUGCUCCCCCACGCCACCGGGGGGCGGCGGAGCGUUAGCCCUGCACCUCAACCCCACCACCCUGGCCAUGCUCCAGCAGCACAACUACAUCCCCUAUUACAGAGGGUUUUAUGUGGACCCGUUAACUGACUCUAAAUCUAGGAACUCCUUGCAGCUCAAUUUACCUCCUCCCAAUGGCAGUGAAAGCGGUCGCAGCACCCCCAGCCUGUCCACGUAUUCCGACGGGAAGUCGCCGUCCUCCGCCACCACCUACAUGGCCGCGCCCCGGCACUUCCACAUACCAGAGACUAAGGUCAAAGAUAAUAUCUAUAGAAAACCCCCCAUCUACAAACAGCAUGCCUCUAGAACAUCGUGGCAGGAUGGGGAGGAACCCAAGAGAACCAGCUGGAUGAUCCUGAAGAACGAGAUUGACGGACAGCCCGGAUCAGAGGAGCUGGACCCCCGCAAGUCCACCUGCAGCCUGCCCACCGACAUCUCCCAGCCCAACUUCCCCUACAAUAAAUCGGCCUCCUUGCCAGGCUAUGGAAGAAACGGAAUAUACAAGGCUGCGGAGUUGCCUGAGGAUGAGGUAGACACCGACUGCAACAGCUGGGGAGGAAUGAGAGAAUACAAGAUCUACCCCUACGAAAUGCUGGCAGUGACCCACAGAGUGAAAGUGAAGCUUCCCCGAGAUAUUGACCGCACAAGACUGGAGAGGCACCUCUCCCCGGAGGACUUCCAGCUGGUGUUCGGGAUGACCCUGGCCCAGUUCGACCGCCUCGCCCUCUGGAAGAAGACCGACAUGAAGAAGCAAGCUCGUCUUUUCUAAAUAAUCACUCAGACCCGCCGACAAAAAUCUCUCGUCCCUCUUUGUGGAUGCCUCCCCUGUGCGAGAAAAUAUUAAUAACAAGGGGGACACAAAAGGACCCAUCCGGAGAAUAUCCCUACGUACCAACCCCUAUGUAUGUACGCCCCCCCUCCUCGACCCCUCGCCCUCACCUCGCCCCCUCCCCACGGACGGUACCGCCGUUAGAUUGCGCCGUGCACCUGCAUCAAUCCCCGCCGGGCCCCCCCGUCUCCCACCGGCCAGCGUCGCCAUGACGACCGUAAGAGGCUCCCUGUGUGCUUCCCCCCUGUAUGAGCCUUGGCCCGACCGUGUGUGUGUGUGUGUGUGUGUGUGCUUGAGGGGGCGACUGGCGCGGAGGUAGCGGGGAGGGAGUUUGGUGGGGUGUGGGGUUCAUUUGCAUGGCCUGUGUCACGACCCCCCCCCUCCCCUUUGCCAUCUUCCUACCCCUUGUAACCCCCCCCAACCCCACCCCAGCACACCCCAAAUUCACACGCACACACACCUCCCAAGCUUGACAUAGAUAUGUGUUGAAGCUGCCUUCUCUUCUGCUUUUGGCGUGCUAGCGUUCUGACAAUCCUCCCCUAUGCUAACCUAUGCCAACCACUCAGGGUGAACUACCCGUCGAGCUCACCUCGUUGUGAAUGAGCUGACCUGGUUAAAACAUUGUCUGUAGUUUACCAUGGCCAUGAGUGUGUAUAUAUAUAUAUAUAUAUAUACGUAUAUAUAAAGAGCGCUCUAUAAUCUAGUUUAGACUACCACACGUGCUACAAAUAAUGCUACACAAGAGUAGCAUGAUGCUACGUAAGGUUCGCAUGAUGCGACACGAGAGUUGCAUUAUUAGUCAAUAUGUGAAUGUGUAUGGGAAUGCAUUACUAUUGUAAAUAAAUGUAUAUUGGAAUAUGCUAUCAUAAACUGUAAAACGUGGUACUAUGCUAGCUACAUACAUGUGAUUAAAGUGAGGCUAGCAUUAUAUUCAAACCAUAAUAUCAACUCCUAAAUUGUAUGAAAACGUGCUACUGAAUAGUUGUUAUUCCCUAACCCUGAAUACACAGCCUACUGCAUAUAAAUGUGUUACUAAUUCACCCUGAGUGGUAGGGGAGAUUGUCAGAACCCAGGUAUUCUAUUGCGCUUCAAAUCUUUUGUUUUUAUUUCUUUAUCGUUGUUUUUAUUUUAAAAUGAGGUCUGUGUCAUUGUAUUCUCUCAAGCGUAUCAGAUAUACGGUUCUGCCUUGUUGUAAAGGUGUCUCUCUCUUUCUAUCUCUCAACUGUCGGCCAUCUUGGCUCUGUUGACCUGACUGUAGCAUGUUUCCUGUCAGGCCCUAGACUUGUAUCUAUAGAUAACAUCAUGAAUCACUUUUAAGGGAGUAGAAGUACAUCAAGUAUGAGUUUGUUGUUCUAUUUGUGUUAUGUGCAAUGACGACAUACUGAACUUUGAGCUCAGAAAAGCAGUUAUUUGGUUGUGUGUGGAAAGGCUGAGUCACACUGAUGCAUUUGCUUGUCUAAAAGGCCAAAAUGGAGGCAAGCUUGCGUGUAUAAAUAAUAGAGCAAUGUGUUUAUAAAUAGAGAAAUACACAGAGGACCGAUAGGUGGCCUAGGCAUAGGAGAUGGGAGAUCACAAAUAGACUACAUUUGAGUGUAUAUCUAUUUCAUUUUAUUUAGAAUUGCAAUCAUCGCAGCCCUAAUAAUUUCAUCAAAACUCUUUAAUGAAGGGAACAGUGCACUCUGGGUUUUAUUGUGUUAAGAGACCACCAUGACAGGGAUAACAAACAGCACAUGUUUGUUAUCUGUUAUCUUGAAUCUCUAUUUCUAAACAUUUCAAUACUCUAAAGGUAUCUUUAUUGUAAGGGUUAGGUUUUGUAUUGCCAUGUUAUUUUCUAGUACUAUGGGUUGAAGGACGAGGAAAACAGGGGGGGGGGGGGGGGGGGGGGGGGGG
Molecule: messenger RNA, 4718 nt
Organism: Gadus morhua (Atlantic cod)
Lineage: Eukaryota; Metazoa; Chordata; Actinopteri; Gadiformes; Gadidae
Gene: ablim2
Product: actin binding LIM protein family, member 2
Exons: 24
Coding region: 489-2768 (759 amino acids)
Biological process (GO): lamellipodium assembly; cytoskeleton organization
Cellular component (GO): actin cytoskeleton
Molecular function (GO): actin filament binding
Source: RefSeq, a predicted model, not a curated record